AUGUUGGGUCCGAAGUUAGUUUCCGAGAUAGAUGAUAAGGUUCGAUUGAUUAGGGAUAGUCUGAAGCUGGCUUUUAACAAACAUAAAUCUUAUGCUAACCUGAAGAGGCGUGAGAUUGAGUAUUUUGUGGGGAAUUUCGUAUUUCUUAGGGUCUCGUCAUGGAAGAAGUUGGAGUUACCCCUAGAUCUAGACCGUAUUCAUAACGUAUUCCACGUCUCGAUGUUGAGGUGCUACCGCUCUGAUCUUACUCAUAUUGUCUCUAUUGAGGAGAUUAAGGUUAGACCAGAUUUGACAUUCAAGGAGGAGCCAAUUCAGGUUCUGGAUCGCGAUCUAAAGGUUCUUCAGAGAAAGUCUAUUCCGUUAGUGAAGGUGCUGUGGCAGAACCAUAGUACUGAGGAGGCCACGUGGGAGCCUGAUGAUACAAUGCAUUAG
Gossypium arboreum is the source of this 432-nucleotide messenger RNA. RefSeq lists its product as uncharacterized. The transcript is spliced from 2 exons. The record is from RefSeq and is a predicted model, not a curated record. Lineage: Eukaryota; Viridiplantae; Streptophyta; Magnoliopsida; Malvales; Malvaceae. The coding region runs from base 1 to 432 and encodes 143 amino acids.